Messenger RNA from Aspergillus wentii DTO 134E9, 3087 nucleotides. RefSeq names its product exocyst subunit SEC5. The record is from RefSeq and is a predicted model, not a curated record. NCBI's taxonomy places the organism in Eukaryota, Fungi, Ascomycota, Eurotiomycetes, Eurotiales, Aspergillaceae. Bases 1 to 3087 code for a protein of 1028 amino acids. Gene Ontology annotation, biological process: exocytosis; Golgi to plasma membrane transport. The transcript has 2 exons. Gene Ontology annotation, cellular component: exocyst.
AUGACCGACCUGGACAUUACAAACCACUAUGAUUUACCAUCUCCCUAUCCCGAAGAAUGGCCGGCCGAGCUCGACGAGAGUGAUGAGUCGGAAGAUGAAGUUCUUCAACGGUCACAAUCCCGGAAAUCCCGAUACUUUGCGUUGCAGCGCACCAAUAGCGACCGGAAAGGCGUGAAUCUGGGAUCUCAGAAAGGCAGGGAAAAUUUGGUCCAGAAGGAUGAACCCGAUCCUUUGGGGUCAGGGGACAGUGUGCUCCGGAUCCUGAAACAAAGAGGGCUGUCUCUGGAUGAGGAGAGCCGGUUGCGAAAUCGAUUCUUGCUCUCGUCCACUUCAUUCUCGCCGGCCCUCUUUCUGUCGCAGGCUCAUUCGAAUGCAUCAAUCAAGUCACUCCUCGAUGGUCUCGCUUACCUUUCGCAAUCUAUCGACCAGAAAUCGGCCUCCUUGAAAGUGCUCGUCGAAGCUAAUUUCGAACGGUUCGUUCGCGCCAAGGCAACCAUCGAUAGUGUAUACACAGAGAUGAGAACUCAAGGGGCCGAACAGGACCCAUCGAUCUCUCAAGCGCGUCGCAGAUCCGCUCAACAUUUUAGGACUCAUUCGGCAACCCGAGACAUCUCCCCCGCAUUGGCCUUGGGUGGGGCGCCUGGAAAGAAUGCACUUACGAAAGAGAGUGAAUACGGCAUGAGAGGCAUACGUGCUCCUCUUCUAGAGGCCUCUCUUAAGGCGGAGGAAGUAUGGGGACCGGCAUUGGGAGGGCGCGAGAGAGAGCAAAUGUUAAAGUCAGUGGUUGAUACAAUGGAGAAACACCGGGAUGUUUAUGAAAUAGGCGGACAGCUUUCCAAGUCCAUUAAGCAGAGGGAUUAUGAAUCGGUGUUCGAGCAGUAUACCAAAGCACGAACGCUUGCGAACAGCGCCAAAAAUAUCGCAGAUGCAGCAGCCAGCAACCGCCGGCCAUUAACCGAUGAAGAAACACAUACUAUUCUGGCUAUGGGUAGGAUGUGGAUGGAUGUUGAUCAACAAGUCCAAGCAUUCAAACGUGACCUUUGGAGACGUCUGGGCGAUGCACCUACCACAUCUACAACAAUUACAGCAUCUGGGCCUGUUGAGGAGCACAUGGAGCUGAUUGGUGCUUUGCUUGAGCUUGGUGUGGAAGACAAUCCUAUCUGGGUCUGGCUCUUAAGUCGUUAUGAUUUUCUCAAAACAAAGAUCACUUUGUUCUGUGAGCGUUGUAAAACAGAAAUCGAAAUUCUUAGGCGCAGGCUUGCCAGCGGCGAGAAGCCGACUCCCCAAGAGGUGGCAUCAUAUCUCAAGUUAGCACCACGCGAGCCUCCAACCGACGCGCAAGAAACGACACUAGAUACCGAUCAAGUUAUUGAACUUUGGGAGUGCGUUCACACAUAUUUGAACAGACUCUUGUCAUCACAGGGGGGUCUUUUGGGCGAAGUCUUAGACUUUUGGGAGGUGGCUCAGUCUUUCAUCGACGGCAGCAAGCAAAGGCUUCUUCCAGCUGGGUUUGAGGGCGAGAGCCGCAAGCACCAUAAGCUCACUGUCAACAACACAAGGGAUUUGCAAAAUGGCGUUGUUGAGCUCGUCAAUCUGAUCCGCGAGAGUGUGCUGUCAUUGUUUGCCGAUCCUCCAACGGAAGAUGUGUCUCUUCUCUCCUCCCCAAUAUCACCGUCAACCCCAAGUAGUCCGAUAAACCUGGGUGGUGUUACUCCCACAGAAUCCCGGUUUAAGCUUGAUCCAAAGAACAUGCCAUUCCCGACUCCCAAACGUGGGGAACACUGGGAGGAGUAUGCAUUCUGGCCGCCCUUUUCUACCUCGCUCAGUGGAGUCCACUAUCUCGGAAAAUUCUUGGUUAUCAUUGGCACAGCUGCCAGUGAAAUGGCCGCAUUGAGCCCAGUAUCAAGCAGUGGCAACACUCAUGAUCUUCUCAAGGCACUUGUAAGCGUCACUCGCGAUCGCUCCGUCCGUGUAGCCUGCGCUGCUUGGGGAAAGGACGCGGAAAAUUGCAAGAUGCUGGAAGAUUGGACGAGAGAUCCGGAAAAAAGAGAUUUGACCAAGAUGCCAGGUCUAUUUGUGGCUUUUGAAAGUGCUAUUCUCGGUGAAAUACAAAAGAUUCUUUACAUCUCAGAAGCCAUGGUGAAAUCUGGUGCUGUGGAUGUUGUCACUCAACCCCCUGCGAAGCUACUUCAAAUGGUGCGGACGCAAUUUGUCUCAAGUGUUUAUAAGGCACUUAGCGGUUUGGUCGAAAAUGCAGAACGCCCGGCGGUUCCUGAGGAAGAUAAUGAAUGGGCUGCUGUUGUUGGGCCGACGUCGACUCUUCACGACACAGUUCUUACUGCCGAUGUCGUAGAUGCUAAAAACAGGAAUGUGCGCAUACUUCUCACACUUUCCAACAUCAAAGCUCUGCAAGCCGAUUUCGUUCCGCAGCUGAUUGCAAACUUCGAAACUUCAUUUUCUGUGAAAUUGAGUGAGGAGGCCAAGACAAUCCGCGAUGUUCUCAAUCAAAUUGAUGACCGCCUGUUCAAAUCAUACACCAAGCCGACUAUAGCGACACUGAAUACUAUAAUCUUUGAUGGCAUCGGUGCCGCUGAUUGGGUUCCGACAACCACUCGACCUGAUCAGGUCCGCCCUUACGUGUACAAUACCAUGCUGACGCUUGUACUCGUCCACACGGAGAUUUCCACGACAAUUCCCUCGACAUCCUCUCCAAGCUCGAACCGCUCGUCUCCCACCGCACCAUCACCGUUGUUGAACACUAUCCUCACCCAUCUCCUAGUGCAGGCUUCCUCCUCUCUUCUGGCUGCAUUUAGCUCCCGGGCCUCAUAUUCGCUGGCCGCCUUGAUGCAGGCUACUCUUGACACCGAAUUCAUUGCGCAGACAAUGUCACAGUACUCGGUAGAAGAAGCUUCGGCAUUGCAAAGUCAGAUUUAUGUAGAGUUGGACCAACGCACCACACACGAGGCGCGGGCCAAACUUCAAGCAGAGCUUGGUGAGAUGAGGGGGGUCUUGAAGAAGCUGAGAGAGAGGACAAAGGGAGAGUUUGCCUGUUUCAGAAAACCUAGGAGUGGGACAGGGGCCAGAUAG